Molecule: messenger RNA, 606 nt
Organism: Pseudopodoces humilis (Tibetan ground-tit)
Lineage: Eukaryota; Metazoa; Chordata; Aves; Passeriformes; Paridae
Gene: VXN
Product: vexin
Biological process (GO): neuron differentiation; neurogenesis
Source: RefSeq, a predicted model, not a curated record
AUGCACCAGAUUUACAGCUGCAGCGAUGAAAAUUUAGAAGUUUUCACCACUGUGAUUUCUUCCAAAUCAUGUAGUCCUGCCCGAAGACGAGCCAAAGCUACGCAGCACAUCCUAACAAAGAGUGUGGUUGCCAUAUCAGACCGCCGGCCCCACCAGGGUGACCUCCUGCACGUGCUGUACGAGGCCAGGGGCGAGGAGGAGGCACGAGGAGUGGGCUGCCUGCAGGGCAGCCAGCGCGGAGCCUGCCCCGCCAAGGGCGCUGCCCAGCAUGCAGGAAUUACUGAACAAGAGUCAUCCAAGUCCCAUAAUCAUCUGUUGGAUGGAAAAUCUUUGAUUCCUCCAUCUCCAGUUGCCCAUAUCACAGUGAAAGCUGUGGCUGUCACGGGCUCGCCCACACACAACCGCACUUCUACGGAAGACCACAGGCAGCGCUGGAGGAAGACAACAGAGUAUGACCUGGCCCUGCCACCAGCAGCAGAAGCUUCCCUACCACUGACAGGAGGCAACCUGUGUGGGACACCCAGCCUCCUGAGGAAGAUGUGGAUGAAGCACAAGAAGAAGUCAGAGUACCUAGGGGCAACAAACAGUGCCUUUGAGGCGGACUGA